This is a messenger RNA of Aspergillus udagawae, 1731 nucleotides long. RefSeq names its product putative monooxygenase. Gene Ontology annotation, molecular function: FAD binding. The record is from RefSeq and is a predicted model, not a curated record. Bases 1 to 1731 code for a protein of 576 amino acids. The transcript has 3 exons. Lineage: Eukaryota; Fungi; Ascomycota; Eurotiomycetes; Eurotiales; Aspergillaceae.
AUGAAUACCGACGUUGUUAUUGUUGGCGGCGGCCCAUCAGGCCUGACUCUAGGGCUUGCUUUGGCAAGACACCAGGUUAAGUCCAUUAUUCUUGAGAAAGAGCAUGAUAUCACCCAUGAUCCCCGAGGAGUCGUACUCACAGGUGAUGCUCUUCGGAGUCUAUGGACACUAGGACUGGGGAAGCAUGUCUCCUCGAUAGGACAGGAGUAUUUCCUCAGGCAAUUGGUGGCCUCCUCAGAACAUUGCACCCUCCAAUCAUCCUGCGAGGUUAUUGGACGCGACGAGCACGCGAACGGAGUGACUGUCCACUACCUCGAUAGCGAAAAAACACCUAGCCAAAUUCACGCCGCCUGGCUGGUCGGUGCAGAUGGGAAAAGAGGCAUCGUCCGCAAACAUUUCCUUGAGCCGUCCGCGGGUGUCCGCCAGGAACCGGGGAUCUUCGAGUACGAAGGAAUUUGGAUAGCAGCCAACCUCAAAAUCACCCUCCCCACGCCGCAAAGCCACCCCGACCUUGCGCUGUGGGCGGCUGGACUUGACCCAGAGUCGGUAUACGACCUCUUCUGGCCGGCAAACUGGCACUUCUGCCGUCCCCCAGGGAAGCCCAUAGCCUGUGGUCGAUUUGGUCCGCAUUCGGAGCGACUGUGGCGUCAUGAAUUUGCGGUUCCAGAAUGGAACGACUCCAUGGAUGCAAGCGCCAUCUUUUGGGAGAAUCUGAUCCCGCUCAUCACCCGGAAGAUCCGGCCGCUUCACGGCGGCUGUCCCGUAGAGGUGACUUUUCCUCGGGAUUGUAUUGAGGUGCUUCGCUGUCGUCCGUUCCGCUUCAGUCACCGCGUGGUUAAUAAAUGGUUCGCCGAACGGACCGUUCUAAUUGGUGAUGCGGCACAUGUCUUCCCGCCGUUCGGCGGGCAAGGAGUGGCAUGUGGUGUUCAGGAUGCGGUCGGGCUAGCCUGGCGAUUGGCGGUCCUCACCAAGGUCGGCUCACUUUCGCACUCGCAGGCUCGACAACACGGUCUUCUUCAGUCCUGGGCGAGUGAACGUCGAUUGGGCACUGACAAUUCUGCUCGGCUGACCCGGCAAAACGGUGAGUUGUGCAAUAAGGAAAGCUCAUGGUCAUUAUCGGUUCAGCUCGCCUGUGUGAACAUUGUCCAGGGGUUCCUCGGGGCCCUGGGGAUGCGUUUGGGGCCGUUUGGGAAAGACAGUCAAGGGUACCAUGGUUGUGUCGGGGGUGGCUUCACUGCGGAGCACGGCGGAGGGUUCAAGCUGGGCCAGGUCUAUGUUCAAACAAGUCUUCCUGAUAGUUCUACCUCGAAGGUCGAGCUGUCUGACCAGGCGCUGCGGCGCAUUCCUACCAUUUUGACUCUUCUUGUCGUCGCAUCCACCCAGUGCUCCAAAACGGAGCAGGAACUGGUCGCUCUGCUUCAGGUGCUUCGGCAAUCUGGAAUAGAUCCUUCUGUAUUAUCGGAGAUGUCGAUUUUGCAGUUCGAUCCUUCCGACUCAUCUGACCACCUCUCCGGUGGGAGCCGGUGGCCUGUUUCUCGUGUUGCCUCUGCGGACCUUCUUACUGGGUACCCCGUCCGGCCAGGAUAUAGCUCCAGCCAAUUCAUGCGCCGCCUUGGUGACUCUCGCGCUCGAUAUGUGAUUGUCAGGCCGGACAACAUUGUUUUUGCCAUGAGCAGAGACCUAGGUGGCCUGAAGAGUAGCUUGGACGCGCUGGCAAGGAGUCUUUGUUAG